AUGUCCUGUGGAAUGGGUGUAUGCACUUGUCCAGUUAGUGCAUCUGGUGCUUCCUGCAAGCAUCAGGGCGCCGUCGCUAUUAAAUAUCAUAUAGCAAUGUUUAACUUUAUACCUUCACUAACACCCGAAAAUCACAUAAUUUAUUUAUAUAUCGCGCUUG
Messenger RNA from Dentiscutata erythropus, 160 nucleotides. Lineage: Eukaryota; Fungi; Glomeromycota; Glomeromycetes; Diversisporales; Gigasporaceae. The record is from the annotation of a GenBank genome assembly.